This is a messenger RNA of Fusarium verticillioides 7600, 1359 nucleotides long. RefSeq lists its product as hypothetical. NCBI's taxonomy places the organism in Eukaryota, Fungi, Ascomycota, Sordariomycetes, Hypocreales, Nectriaceae. Bases 346 to 984 code for a protein of 212 amino acids. The transcript is spliced from 5 exons. The record is from RefSeq and is a predicted model, not a curated record.
GCGUCUGCAAAAUCCUCGUAAGCUUCUGUGCCGCUUGUAGAGCCAACAGCAUUUCACAUGGGUCGGAUAAGCGGCAUGCUCACUUCCAACGCCGAAGAUACCCUCGUUCUCCAAAUCUUCUGAUAUUCAUUAUUUGCUCUCAUCACAUCACCAAAUCCUUCCAAAUUCUUGUCAAAAGCCUAUAAAAGACCGACUGACUCCCAGGGCCUCAAGUUUAAACCAUACCAAUGACUCCGGCACAUCAACUCGAACCUCAUUUCCUAGAUCAAAUCGUACAAGCAUCAGCUGGAUACAUUCUCCCCAGUGUCCUUCUCGCAGCGAAUCUCGUUGCCUAUCUCAGUCAAGAUGAAACCCGCCCUUAUGAACUUCUUCGUCUUAAUGUCCUUACCUUUGUCUAUCUACUCUAUGCCUACCACAGAGGAGACAGAGGCCAUUAACGAGACCCAGGCUCUUAACAUUGAGGAUGCUGUCAAGCUGCCGGACUCUCUGGCUCUGUACCACCUUGAGGACUUUGAGUCUGAAGACUCUGCCCUCGAGAAGCGCAGGCACGUUACAGUUUGCGAAAGAAUCAUUACCAUCACCUCUCACUGCGUUAUCAUCGGGGGUGCUAUCAAGGACGGGAUUCUCCAGAUCAGCGCUGCUAUCAAGCACGCAUCAAACCAAAAGACCUGUACUACUUUUACUGGACAUGCUGGCCCCAACGGCAACCUUUUCUACCGCUAUCGCUCUACCGGCAGACACUGUGACACGACUGCUGAGCAGGAAACUAUUGCAGGUGCAAUCGAACACCACAUCAAAAACCAUGGGCACAAGCUCUGCGGUACUCAGUGUUUGGAACUAACUCAUGGUGGAACUUGGCACGGAUAUCUCCUCAUUGGACCGGCGAGUAACUUUGACCAUAAGGGUUACUGUGGACCGAAAGUCAGCUUCGAGCAUUGCGACUCGGGUGGCAGGGGUGAUAUGAAUUACGCCGGCCCAGAUUAGGGGUCAACAUGCUGAAGUACCCGGGAUAAAGCGUCUACCUGAAUGUCCUUUUCAAGAUCUGUUUGGUUUGAAAGUACAGGGACUUUGAUCAAUACAGGGCAAAUAGGCUAAAUACUUUCGUUCACAUCUGCGAUAUAUGGAUAGCAGAGUCAAUUUUACAUCAGAAGCUCCACGCAGAGCAUUGCUAACUACUUGUGCACCUGCCAUGCACCAAAUCGCCAUAUCAUUCGCGAUAUCUUUGAGGUUCAGUCAAUAGCAAUCCCUUAUAUAACUAUCCGCUUGUUGUAUGAGCCACAUGCUUCGAUCAACACUCGGUGAAUCUCCACCAAAUGAUACCUCACGCCAGUUUCGGAACAGCUUCUCGAGAUGACUUCC